Messenger RNA from Triplophysa rosa, 4261 nucleotides. It is a transcript of the gene cp, whose product is annotated as ceruloplasmin. Gene Ontology annotation, cellular component: plasma membrane. Gene Ontology annotation, molecular function: oxidoreductase activity; copper ion binding. The record is from RefSeq and is a predicted model, not a curated record. Bases 198 to 3479 code for a protein of 1093 amino acids. The transcript has 19 exons. Gene Ontology annotation, biological process: iron ion transport. NCBI's taxonomy places the organism in Eukaryota, Metazoa, Chordata, Actinopteri, Cypriniformes, Nemacheilidae.
CAGGCAGGAGUUUCCCAGGGCUCAUCGGGUCACUCGCUGCCAGUAAAUUCAAGGGUUAUGUACUGACUGAUGGACUGAUAGUCAUCUGUCUCUUGCCCUCUGUACGUCUGCUGUGAUUGGCUGACUGCAGUCAACCUUUCACAUUUAAAAGAGUGAAGCAACUUGUUAUUUUGAUAAACAAAUUCCACAGAUGCAUCAUGAAGGGGCUACAGUUGAAUCUGCUCGUGCUUUUGUGUUACGCUGGAGUUGUUUCAUCUAUUACCAGAGAAUAUUUCUUGGCCAUUAAGGAAAUUCAGUGGGAUUAUGCACCUAGCGGUAUAAACGUGAUUCAGAACAAAACCAUUAAAGAGGAUGUAGAGGCACGAGUGUUCCUGGAGAAAGGAGAGAAGCGCAUAGGGCGGGUGUAUAAGAAGGCUGUGUAUCAGCAAUAUACAGAUGCAACCUACAGGCAGGAGAUAGAGAAACCCAAAUGGCUGGGCUACUUAGGGCCCCUUAUCAGUGCAGAAGAGGAUGAUACGGUUAUUGUGCACCUGAAGAACAUGGCCACACGAGCGUACUCCAUCCACGCUCACGGCCUCAGUUACAACAAGACCAGUGAAGGAGCGCUGUAUCCCGAUUCAUCAGAGAAGAUAGAGAAAACUGAUGAUUCUGUGGGCCCUGGAAAGUCUUUCUCUUAUAUUUGGACUUUACCUGCUUCCCACUCCCCUGGCAAAGACGACACCAACUGCCUGACAAGAAUUUACCACUCGCAUGUCAACGCUCUUAAAGACAUUGCAUCUGGUCUUGUUGGGCCGCUCAUCAUAUGUAAAAAAGGUACUUUGGAUGUUCAUGGUGAUAAGUCAGCUGACUAUCUCUAUGCCCUUAUGUUUACUGUGUCUGAUGAGAACCUCAGCUGGUACCUGGAUGAAAACAUCAAGACGCACUGCUCAGCAACCGCCAAGGUCAACAAGGAGGACGAGGACUUUCAGGAAAGCAAUAAAAUGCACUCUAUUAAUGGUUAUGUCUACGGUAAUCUGCCGGAUCUCAGUAUGUGUGUGGGCAAUAAGAUCCACUGGCAUCUGUUUGGGAUGGGAAAUGAGGUGGACAUCCACUCAGCAUACUUCCAUGGCCAGGUACUGACGGACAAAAGCUACCACACUGACACCGUCAGUCUGUUCCCAGCUACCUUUGUCAAUGUGGAGAUGGUUGCAGAUAAUCCUGGUCAAUGGCUUCUCAGCUGUCAAGUCAACGAUCACCUCAAAGCUGGCAUGCAGGCCUUUUUUGAGAUUAAGAAGUGUUUCCCACAUGUGCACAAACCCAGACCAUUUGGAGAAGUGAGACAGUAUUACAUUGCAGCUGAAGAAAUCAUCUGGGAUUAUGGCCCCACAGAAAUAAACCAGUAUACAGGAAAGAAACUCAUGGAUGACAGUGUGUCUGACACUUACUUUGACAACCGUAACGACCGCAUUGGAGGCAAAUACAAGAAGGUCCAGUAUGUGGAAUACAUCGAUGAUAAAUUCACCAAACGCAAAGAGAGGACAUCUGAUGAGCAACACCUAGGAAUUCUGGGUCCAAUAAUCAGAGCAGAGGAAGAGGACACAAUAAAAGUAACAUUCAGAAAUAAAGCCAGCAGACCCUACAGUAUUCAACCUCAUGGAGUUCAAUAUAACAUUGAAAUGGAUGGCACUCUUUACCACAAUGUCCUUGAAGAGACAUACACAGAGAAAAAGCUCCGGGAACUCAAGAAAGAAGCAAGAAUAGUUAAGCCACUUCCAGCAGCAAUGGUCCUUCCUGAUACCACCUAUCAUUAUGAGUGGGUGGUGCCUAAGGGUGGAGGACCCACCCAAAAUGAUGCCGACUGCAUCACAUACCUGUACUAUUCCGCUGUUGAUCCCAUCCAAGACACCAACUCUGGGCUAGUCGGACCGCUUCUCAUCUGCAAGCCAAAAUCUUUGAAAUCUGGAAAACAGAAGAACGUAAACAAAGAGUUUCACCUUCUUGCUUCCGUUUUUGAUGAGAACUUGAGCUGGUAUUUGGAUUACAACAUCAACAGAUAUGCAAAACAGCCCAAAUCUGUAAACAAAGAUAAUGAAGACUUUCAGGAAUCCAAUAAAAUGCACUCUCUAAAUGGAUACAUGUAUGGAAAUCUCAAAGGCUUGAAUAUGUGUAAGGGUGAUAAGGUGUCUUGGCAUCUAUCCGGGCUGGGAUCAGAGGCAGACAUCCAUGGACUAUACUUUGAGGGCAACAGAUUCCUCUACAAAGGAACCAGAAGAGACACCAUCAAUGUUUUUCCUCACAUCUCUCAUACCAUCAUCAUGGAGCCUGACAGCAUGGGACAGUUUCAGGUGGUUUGUAAAACCACAGAUCAUUACCAUGGGGGAAUGAGAGCCAACUACACUGUAGAGAAGUGUCACUUCUGGAACCGUCAGUCUGAGGUGAUGCUGCAGCAGAAAAAAUAUUACAUUGCUGCCGUUGAGAUGGAAUGGGAUUAUUCCCCCAACCGCACCUGGGAGGAAAAGUUGCACAACAGUCUGAACAACAGUCCAGGCAAUGAGUACCUCAAGAAAGAUGGGAAAUUCAUUGGUUCAAAAUACAAGAAGGUACUUUACAGAGAGUACACUGAUGAAACAUUCACAAAACCAAAGGAGAGACCUGCUGAUAUGAAACACUUGGGAAUGAUGGGAGCCAUGAUUCAUGGUAAUGUGGGGGAGAAGGUGAAGGUUGUCUUUAAGAACAUGGCGAAGAGACCAUACUCCAUACACGCUCAUGGAGUUAAAACUGACAGUCCUCAAGUCACUCCCACACGUCCAGGUGAAACUCAGACAUAUACCUGGUACAUACCAAAAAGUGCUGGGCCGACAGAAGAGCAGGAGGAGUGCAGUGUUGGAGCAUAUUACUCCACUGUAGAUGUUAUUAAGGACAUGUAUAGCGGUUUGAUUGGGCCGCUGGUCAUCUGCAAGAAGAGCCUAGCACGUAAACUGGGGCUAAAGAAAGAGAUUGAGGAGUUUGCUUUGCUCUUCAUGGUCUUUGAUGAAAAUCAAUCUUGGUUUCUUGAUGAUAACAUCAAAGCUCAUGUUAAAAACCCUCCCAAAGGGCUGAAAGAAGAUGCUGAGUUUAUUGAAAGCAACAAGAUGCACGGUAUCAAUGGUUUAGUGUACGGUAACCUAAAAGGCCUUAACAUGCGGGUGGGAGAUAAAGUGUACUGGUAUCUGAUGGGAAUGGGAAAUGAAGUGGACAUGCACACCACUCACUUUCACGGACACAGUUUUGAGUAUAAGAUCAGUGGAACGCACCGGGCAGAUGUCUUUGAUUUGUUUCCUGGGACGUUCCAGACGGUCAUCAUGCGUCCGCUGUAUCCCGGAACAUGGCUACUACACUGUCACGUGACGGACCACAUAAAGGCUGGAAUGGAAACCACGUACACUGUUCUCGACAAAGAUGGUGAGUCUGCUUAUAUAAUAGCAAACAUUAUUGUAAAUGAAGGUGAACAUUUAAGUUGAAUAAAAAAUACAUGUUUGUUUUUAGGGAAGAGGAGAGGUUUCCUGGGCUUGUUUGGUAGUGGUUAAAUCAUUAUCAUCUGUAACAGGAAGAUUUCAUUAGAAUACUUUGCCAUGGCUUUUCUAAAUAAAAAAAUUAAAAUGUAAUUCAUGGGUUAAUUGUUUUAUUAAAUAAAGCAUGCAAGAAGAAAUAGUUGUGAACUGAGGGUGUGACUACAAAUGAGUGAGUUUCUAUUAUUUGCAUUACUGUAGUACAAAAUUAUUUACUAACAUGCACACAGUAUACACAGAAUGUUGACUAAACUGAACAAUUAGCAUUUUAUUGUAAAAAAAACCUGCAUAAGACACAUUUAUACAUAUUAUACAGGCUGAGGGGUGCAAACAAACAUUUAUACGUGAAUCAUUCUACAAUUAGGGGUACAUGUCAUGUCCAUGGACUCUAUUAUCCAUUUUACUUUAAUCUGCUGUUUUUGUGCUGUCUGAUUUGGUCAAUGUGAGGUUUUGCUCUUCAGAUCAGCUCUAGAAUACAUGUUUCUGUAUAUAUUUCUUACAAGGUGUUUUAAAAAGUAUUUUGCUCAUGCAUCUACAUUAAAUCAUCCAUUUACUUACUGUAUGUCAGAGAAAUUAGUGUCAACCCUGUUACUCCCCAUAUAACCCCCUAUAAAUCACCAAUGGUUUGUUACAAAGUCACAUGUCAAACAUCACAUGAUGUCAUUUCCUUUUUUGGAGGAAAAUUUGAAGACCGUGUGGUAAAUCAUAACUUCUCCUCUUCAAUAUUUUAUCCA